AUGUAUCCACGAGAUUCUGGCGAUGAUUACCAGCCACUUUGCCUAGAGGAAGUGCUUCGGAUCAAUGACCCUAUCAACGCUACUGCUGCUGGGCGCCCCCGCGGAGGAGCGAAUCAUGCUCGAAAGGAUCCCAAUAUAGUGGCUGCGAAGGAGGCUGCUAAUGCUACUGCCCGGCAAGCAACCCCCCGCAGAUCCACUCGGUUAUCCCGGUCCACCAAGCGGGAUGCCUCGGCAUUUGAGACUGUGAGGAAGCGUACGGAUCGAAUUGCGCGCGCGGCUGCAAAGGAUUCAGUGAAGAAAGGUGCUGCGAAGGCUUCGGCGAAGGAGAAGGGCGCUGCUGCAAAGGAUUCGGCGAAGAAAGGUGCUGCGAAGGCUUCGGCGAAGGAGAAGGGCGCUGCUGCAAAGGAUUCGGCGAAGAAAGGUGCUGCGAAGGCUUCGGCGAAGGAGAAGGGCGCUGCGAAGAAGGAUUGGGUGGAAAAGGGUGUAAAGCGUGGGCGAAAGGCGCGGUAA
Penicillium subrubescens is the source of this 510-nucleotide messenger RNA. RefSeq lists its product as uncharacterized. The transcript has 2 exons. The record is from RefSeq and is a predicted model, not a curated record. NCBI's taxonomy places the organism in Eukaryota, Fungi, Ascomycota, Eurotiomycetes, Eurotiales, Aspergillaceae. The coding region runs from base 1 to 510 and encodes 169 amino acids.